UUGUUGUUUAGUCUAUAGAUCUCUAGCUUCUCUCGCGACAGCACAAUUAAAUCCUGUGAUUAGAUUAGAGUCGGUGUGGAUCGGAUCGGAGCCGAAUCGAAUCGAAUCGAAUCGAAUCGAGGAUUUAGGGUUUGAGAAAGAAAAAAAUGGCGCAACAAUCGCUGAUCUACAGCUUCGUGGCUCGAGGAACGGUGAUCCUGGUGGAGUUCACUGAUUUCAAAGGCAACUUCACCUCCAUCGCUGCUCAGUGCCUCCAGAAGCUCCCUUCCUCCAACAACAAGUUCACCUACAACUGCGACGGUCACACCUUCAACUACCUCGUCGAAGAUGGAUUCACGUAUUGUGUUGUUGCGGUUGAAUCUGCUGGGAGGCAGAUUCCGAUGGCGUUCUUGGAGAGAGUGAAGGAGGAUUUUAACAAGAGAUAUGGUGGUGGUAAGGCUGCCACUGCUCAAGCGAACAGCUUGAAUAAAGAGUUUGGGUCUAAGCUGAAGGAGCACAUGCAGUAUUGUAUGGAUCAUCCUGAUGAGAUUAGCAAGCUUGCUAAGGUGAAGGCGCAGGUGUCUGAAGUUAAGGGUGUUAUGAUGGAGAACAUCGAGAAGGUUCUUGACCGUGGUGAGAAAAUUGAGCUUCUGGUGGACAAAACUGAGAACCUUCGCUCACAGGCACAAGAUUUUAGGACAACAGGGACGCAGAUGAGAAGAAAGAUGUGGCUUCAAAACAUGAAGAUAAAACUCAUAGUCCUCGCCAUCAUUGUAGCGUUGAUUCUCAUAAUUGUGCUCUCAGUUUGCCACGGCUUCAAGUGUUAAGCUCCGAAAAAUUCAAAAACUCGGAUCUCUCUCACUCGGUACAUCGUACUACCUUUUUCUUUUAUUGUUCUGUCAUCAUAAUCAUUCUAAAUGUUUCCGCUUGAAUUGGUUUUGUAUAGAUAGACCAUAUAUGUAUGCUUCAUAUUUUGCUAUAUCGCUUGCACCUGAUAACGUUGAUCCCAUGCGAAUCAGUACUCGCCAAGAGAAUGAAAACUAUUAAAUGAUUUUGUCGACUAA
Raphanus sativus (radish) is the source of this 1043-nucleotide messenger RNA. RefSeq names its product vesicle-associated membrane protein 721. Gene Ontology annotation, cellular component: membrane. Gene Ontology annotation, biological process: vesicle-mediated transport. Bases 147 to 806 code for a protein of 219 amino acids. Lineage: Eukaryota; Viridiplantae; Streptophyta; Magnoliopsida; Brassicales; Brassicaceae. The record is from RefSeq and is a predicted model, not a curated record. The transcript has 5 exons.